CAAACAAGCAACCCUGGACAAAGACGCUGUUCCACGAGACUCAGCCCCUAUUUUCUACUGCGCUCUUCCAGAUAUCAUUAUCUACUCAUUCUUCAAUCGCCCCUCGCGCAACGCUUACAGCAGAUCAUGGUGCUUUGCACACCCUGAGGACGCUGCUGAAGAUGUCGAGCAGCAAUCGCUUUUCGCCCCUGGGCCCCGGUCCCUCGGCCGCUACAUCGUCAGCUCCCACAUCGACUCUCAUGGCUUCGGCUCCGCCAGCAGCUCAGCCGUCGCCUCAGCCGUCGCAGUCGCAGUCGCAGGCGCAGCGGACGCAGAAGAAGAAAAAGAACCAUCGCGGCGGCAAGAAGAAGCGGUCCAGGCGCAAGAGCUUUGCCCUCCUGCACGACCAUGACGAGCUGGGCGAGUCCUCGGGGAAUGGCUUCUACAAUGUUUCGCAGGCAAACCUCAGCGGCACGAGCAUCGACAGCGAAACGCUCCUGGACCACAGAGAACAGCAACCGAUGCGAGUUCGCCGCUCGUCGACGAUAGCCGGGCCCGGCUCCUUCCAGAACCCUUUCUCGUCGCUCAGUACCUCCCGCCUUCGAUCCAUGCAGAACGCCCAGAGCGGCGAGGAGAGCCCAUCUGGCCGCUGGGACGAGUCCGCGCCGCUGCUUUCAGAGUCCGUCAGGCGUCCGGCAUCCCAGGGCGUCCCAAGCUACGGUACAAGCGAUGCGCGCCAGGGCCGCAAUCGAAGCCGGAGGACGUCUAGUUCCUCCUCCAAGGCGAGGCUGAGGACCGCUUAUAGCGCAAAGGACAAGUACGACAUCAACCACCCGCCAUCUAUCCCCGGCUCCCCGACCUUUGGCCCGUCGGACGGCAUCGACCUCAAUUUUGGCGAUGUCAUGAUGCGAGAUGAGCUCACCGUGGAGAGCGGCGAUGAGGCGCUUUCCGACGCCGAAGGCACCCAUCGACCCGACCACGAGAUGAGGCUGCCGCCCCAAGCUUCUGGCGACGUCUGUUUCCCUGGGCCAGGCAUGUCCGAUAUGGGCGAUGACGAGGUCCAAUCCCGGUUCGACAAUCGACGACGUUACAGGACGCGCCGGCGCCGCGGUCGUUGGCCGGACCUCUCUGUUUUGGAAGACUGGGCGGAGUUUGAGAAGGAAGACAGCAGCAAUGAGCGACGAGUCAAGACGAUCACAGAGCCGCAGCUCAUCAACGGUCGUCUGCGGCCCGUCCGAAAGGGCUGGUUCCAAACUGAGGAAGAGGCGCCCUUUAGAUUCACAUAUUUCAACGAGGAGUUUCAGAGCACAAUUCACAGCCAGUCCAUAUCAGGGCUCGUCCAACAGGGGACCGAUUUUCAGGGCCUGUUCAUUCCCGAUCCACGUAUUCUCUCGUCAGACGAGGAGAGCGACUCCGAGGAUAUCAUGUCCCAGCCGUCCAAACCGCGAUACUCGGGGGAGGGACUCGAGGCUGACACCAAGCCUCCAACGCGGCAGCCCUCGGUAGACACGAGGAAGGAAGGCUUCAUGUCGCCACCUGCGAGAGACGGAACAAAUUCCAGCUCCAGAUCUGCCUCGAUCCGUGGGAACAAGUCGCCCGACCAUCUUACGCCAAAAGAGAGCAACGACACCAAUAACACGGGCGUACCCAAAGUAUCUGAGAAGCCGGUGCGAUACGGAGAGAGGCCAGUGUGGUGGCUCGACGUACUCAGCCCAACAGAAGACGAGAUGAAGGUCCUGGCCAAGGCCUUUGGCAUCCAUCCUCUCACGGCUGAAGACGUCAUGCUGCAGGAGGCCCGUGAAAAGGUCGAGCUGUUUCGCCAUUACUACUUUGUCAACUAUCGCACCUUUGACCAAGACUUCAACAGCGACAACUUCCUGGAGCCCGUCAACAUGUAUGUGAUUGUCUUCCGGGAGGGCGUUCUGAGUUUCCACUUUUCCGUGACGCCGCACCCCGCCAACGUUCGCCGGCGGAUACGACAGUUGAGAGACUACCUGAUUCUAUCGUCGGAUUGGAUCUCGUAUGCCAUCAUCGACGACAUUACCGACGUUUUCCAGCCCUUGAUACAGAACAUUGAGGACGAGGUUGACGAAAUCGACGACUCCAUCUUACAGCUCCACACAUCGGCAGACAAGCGACUCAACGAUGAGAAGGCUGCCAGAAACGAUGACGCUGCGACUAUUGCAGAUUCGAGCGGUGACAUGCUUCGACGUGUGGGAGAUUGCCGAAAGCGAGUCAUGAGUCUGUACCGGUUGUUGGGCAACAAGGCGGACGUCAUCAAGGGCUUCGCAAAGCGCUGCAACGAGAGAUGGGAGGUUGCCCCCCGAUCAGAGAUUGGCCUGUAUCUCGGCGAUAUUCAGGACCACAUUGUGACUAUGACCUCCAACCUUAGUCACUAUGAGAAGAUUCUCGCCCGAUCACACGGCAACUACCUGGCCCAGAUCAACAUCCGCAUGAACGAGCGCCAAGAACAGACCGCCGACGUCCUCGGCAAGCUCACCGUCCUCGGAACCAUUGUGCUGCCAAUGAACAUCAUCACCGGUCUCUGGGGCAUGAACGUCUGGGUGCCGGGGCAGGAGAGCGAGGGCGACCUGACGUGGUUUGCGUGCAUCACGGCGGGGCUGCUGCUGUUUGGAGUGGCGUGUUAUAUGAUUGCGAAGAGGGUGUAUAAUAUCGUCUGAUUUGAUUUGGUUCUCUUUUGUUGGCUACCUACAGCGCAUCCUAUAUUGGGUCAGAAUGAAUGGCAUCCCUAGAUACAUAGAACAGGAUAUC
Trichoderma citrinoviride is the source of this 2751-nucleotide messenger RNA. Its product is annotated as magnesium transporter. The transcript has 4 exons. Gene Ontology annotation, molecular function: magnesium ion transmembrane transporter activity. NCBI's taxonomy places the organism in Eukaryota, Fungi, Ascomycota, Sordariomycetes, Hypocreales, Hypocreaceae. Gene Ontology annotation, cellular component: plasma membrane. Gene Ontology annotation, biological process: intracellular magnesium ion homeostasis; magnesium ion transmembrane transport. The coding region runs from base 162 to 2660 and encodes 832 amino acids. The record is from RefSeq and is a predicted model, not a curated record.